Messenger RNA from Alnus glutinosa, 2079 nucleotides. Its product is annotated as rust resistance kinase Lr10-like. The transcript is spliced from 3 exons. Gene Ontology annotation, molecular function: polysaccharide binding; ATP binding; protein kinase activity. NCBI's taxonomy places the organism in Eukaryota, Viridiplantae, Streptophyta, Magnoliopsida, Fagales, Betulaceae. The record is from RefSeq and is a predicted model, not a curated record. Gene Ontology annotation, biological process: protein phosphorylation. The coding region runs from base 47 to 1831 and encodes 594 amino acids.
CUAAUUAGUUCUAACAUCGAUCUGAGAAACCUUUGAGCCUACAAAGAUGGAUAUUUCCUUACAAGUGGGAAUCUCCUACUUCUUCUUGCUUCUUGUUUUCAUCGUAGUAGGGCAUGGAGAAGGCCAAAAUGAGUGUUCUGAAUUACAGUGUGGACCCCGCGGCCCAGCCGUCCGAUUUCCUUUCAGUCUCAAAAACAGGCAGCAAGAUCACUGUGGCUUUCCUGGGUUUAAUCUUUCCUGCACUGAGACAAAUGAUACAGAGCUCGAGCUGCCCGAUUCAGUAAAGCUCUUUGUUAAAAUGAUUGACUACAAAUCUCAGGUAAUUCAUUUAUAUGACCCAGAUGAUUGCUUCCCAAGACAGCUUCAGCGAUUCAAUUUAUCUGCCUCGCCUUUUGAUUUCAAACGAGACUACAUGUAUUUGGAUGAAAUUCAUGGCUAUUCCUUAUUCAAUUGUUCCCAAGCAAAAGCAACCAACGACAGUAGAUCCCACCGGAUCUCCUGUCUUAGUGGCGCUGGCAACCAAUUUUAUGCCAUAUAUACAUAUGAUGACAUCAGCUUCUUGCCCAUGUCAUCUUGUAGGAAGAUGUACGAUGUUCGAUUCAUUCUACGUAAUAUAAUUUUCGGAGAUGAAAAAGUUUUAGAAUUGAAGUGGAACAGUCCAGCAUGCGAACACUGCGAAGGGGAAGGGAAGAAUUGUAGAAUGAAGAACAUGGGCAAUGGCUCAGAAACAGAGUGCUUCCCUAGACAACCUAAACACACCAUAGGUGAAUCAAAAAAAUUUGUGGCUAUUGGUGUUUCCGUAGGUUCAUUUCUAUUAGUACUAGCGGUCUUUGCAGUCUACUAUAUCUAUAGAUAUGAUAAAGUAGAAAAGGCAAACCAAGCAAAUAUCCAAAAGUUUUUGGACGAUUACAGAAAUUUUAAGCCCACAAGGUAUUUGUAUGCUGAUAUUGAAAGGAUUACAAGUCAAUUUACUGAUAAGCUAGGUGAAGGAGCUUAUGGAACGGUGUUCAAAGGAAAGCUUUCCAAUGAAAUCUAUGUUGCGGUGAAGAUCUUAAACAUGCCCAAGAAAAAUGGGGAAGAAUUCAUCAAUGAAGUUGGAACAAUGGGUAGGAUCCACCAUGUUAAUGUGGUUCGCUUGGUUGGGUUUUGUGCUGAUGGAUUUAAACGAGCUCUAGUUUACGAGUUCUUACCAAAUGGAUCAUUGGACAAGUUCAUAUCUUCAACAAACACCAAGAACAAUUUUCUUGGUUGGGAUAAGUUGCAAGAAAUAGCAAUUGGCAUAGCGAAUGGAAUUGAAUAUCUUCACCAAGGAUGCGACCAACGGAUCGUCCAUUUUGAUAUAAAACCUCAUAAUAUUUUGCUAGACCAAAACUUCAAUCCAAAAAUUUCUGAUUUCGGUCAUGCCAAAUUGUGUUCUAAGGAUCAAAGUGUAGUGUCCAUGACAACAGCAAGGGGGACCAUGGGUUAUAUUGCACCCGAAGUGUUCUCUAGAAACUUCGGAAAUGUGUCUUAUAAAGCAGAUGUUUAUAGUUUUGGAAUGUUGUUGCUUGAAAUAAUUGGAGGGAGGAAAAAUGUUGACGUUGAGGAGAACACUAGCGAAGUCUACUUUCCAGAAUGGAUUUACAAUCUCAUGGAACAAAAAGAAGACCUACAAGUCUUCAUUGAGAGUGAUAGAGAUGCAAUAAUUGCAAAGAAACUUGCAAUUGUUGGACUUUGGUGUAUUCAGUGGCAUCCAGGGGAUCGUCCUUCCAUGAAAGGUGCAAUUCAAAUGUUAGAAGAAAUAGAUAAUUUAACCAUGCCUCCUAAUCCUUUUGUCUCCACAAGCUCUUAGAGCAUCAAUGCAGGGACGCCUGCAAUGCAUUUAAGCUAAGUGUUAGAAGUCAUCUCAAAAUCAGAGUAAAUGUAUAUGAAUAAACUUUUUUGUUUUCACACCAAAAGUGAUUAAGGGGUUGGCAAAUCAUCUCCUCGAUCAUCCUUAUGAGGGUGCUUGGCUAACACCUCUUUUUCCUUAAUUUUCUUUGUUAUAUUUAUUUGUUCUUUUUAUAAAUGCUAAUGUUGAAUAUUUCAAGUUAAAAAUUA